Molecule: messenger RNA, 387 nt
Organism: Caenorhabditis briggsae
Lineage: Eukaryota; Metazoa; Nematoda; Chromadorea; Rhabditida; Rhabditidae
Exons: 3
Coding region: 1-387 (128 amino acids)
Biological process (GO): mitochondrial respirasome assembly
Cellular component (GO): mitochondrion
Source: RefSeq, a predicted model, not a curated record
AUGAAAUGGACGCAAGAAAAAGAGGCGUAUCGUGCGAAUAUUCCCAUGAUUCCACAAGACAUGUCCAGUGGCUCUCGAGGACAAACCCAGGCGACGACAGUGCUCCAGAAGGCACUCAACAAUCCACUUGUACCUCUUGGCAUGCUUGCAACCACUGGAUGUCUCAUUGGUAUGAUGGUUGCCACGUUGCGUCGAAGCUCCCGCGACGCCCAACUCUUCAUGCGAGGACGUGUCGUUGCUCAAGGUCUCACAGUCGCUGCUCUCGUCGGUGGAGCCGUGAUGUUCGGGAUUGGAGCACCUACAGAAGCGGCUCUUCGUGCGCCAGGCAAAGGACAAGCCAACGUCGUCUCGCUGACACCCCCACCUGCAGUUCAGAAUAAUCAUUAA